AUGUCUACAUUGCAAGAACUUAUUGCUUUUGGAAAGGACUUGCACUAUGAAGGGGAGCAGUUACAGGACUUUGUCCGAGAUCAGCAAGCCCAAGCCAGAGAGGAACGGGAGAAAGAACGUGCUUUUCGGAUGGAAGUAGAGCAGAAGAACGUCAUUCUGGAACAGGCUAAGCUUGAAGCAGAGAGGGAUGCGAGAGCGGAAGUUCAGCAAGAGAAAGAACACCAGAGGAAAUUGGAACUCCUACGAGCAGAAGGUGGCGAGAACACAAGUGUCCAUUCCGACAGGGAAACUGCUGUUCGAAGAGGUCCGAAAUUGCCAGCAUUCGAUGAGACACGAGAUAAUAUGGACGCCUACCUCCAGAGGUUUGAACUCUAUGCUAGGGCGCAGAAGUGGGAACAUAGCCAGUGGGGAGCGAACCUCAGUGCAUUGUUGAAGGGAAAAGCUCUGGAAGUGUUUUCGCGUCUACCGGUUGACAAGGCUUUAGACUAUGAGGAGUUGGGGAAGGCACUUUUGCAAAGGUUCGAAAAGACCGAAGAAGGUUUCAGGAAAUUAUUCCGGACAGCCAGACCUGAAGGAGGAGAGACAUUCUCGCAGUUUGCCUCACGCUUACAGAAUUAUGUUGAACGCUGGGUGGAAUUGAGUAAGACUGGUAAGACAUACGAACAGUUGAGAGAUCUUAUGCUGAGGGACCAAUUCAUCCACUGCUGUGGACAGGAUCUUUCUCUUUUCCUGAAGGAGAGGUCACCAACAUCAAUCAUCGACAUGGCGAGAUUAGCAGACCAGUUCGUGGAAGCAAGAGGAACCAGGGCAAACCAGGUGAUUUCUAAAGGCCAGAAGACGGGUACUAGUAAGCCACAUAGUUCCGGAACAACUGAGGCGCCUGUGUCAAGAGCUCCAACGAAGGAUAAGAAAUGCUACAACUGUGGUAAGCUUGGACAUAUAUCUUAUGAAUGCCGUGCCAAGAAGAAUGCUUCUGGGAGUAAGGUUGCUGCUCUAGUUGACCAGCAGCAUAGGAAAGAGAAGGAUAGCGAUGAGUCCAUGCCUGUGAAGAAAGGAUAUAUUGGGGACCACAGCGUGACGGUGCUACGUGACACUGGAUGUAGCGGUGUUGUGGUAAGGAAAUGUCUCGUUGACGAAGGAUGUUUCACAGACAGAGUUCAAGUAUGUACGUUCGCCGAUGGUUCGAAAUUACAGACACCUGUUGUUACAGUGGAGGUGGAUUCCCCGUACUACAAAGGAACAACCGAAGCCUGGGCUCUGGAGACUCCACUGUACGAUCUUAUCAUUGGAAACAUUCCUGGAGCAUUACCUCCCAACCAACCUGACCAGAACUGGAAGAUGAGGGAACCUGACGUUCAAGCGGUGGUGACACGUGCGCAGUCAAAGAAGAAGGAUCAACCAUACAAACCACUGAAGGUGCUGGAUCUUGUUACAGACAUUGGAAGUGUUGUGGAUUUGAAGGAGGAGCAACAGAAAGAUCCGUCUUUGGAGAAGUUUAGGAAACUGGCGGCUAAAGGAGAAAUAUACGAGCGAGAUGAUGGAGGAUCUUCCACCAUCUUUUAUCAGAAAGGGAUCAUGUACCGUAAGUUCCAUAGCCCAAGGGUGAGAAAUGGUAUGACCUUUCGUCAGCUGGUUGUUCCGGCAAAGUAUCGCGAUAUAGUGAUGAGAUUGGCACAUGACUCCAUGAUGUCGGGACACUUGGCAGCUAAGAAGACUACCAACAGAGUUCUAUCGGAGUUCUUCUGGCCUGGUAUUCAAGCGGAAGUUAUUCGGUUUUGUAGAUCCUGCGACAUAUGCCAGAGAACAUUUCCGAAGGGGAGGGUGCCGAAGGCUCCACUUGGUGACAUGCCUCUUAUUGACACUCCAUUUAAGAGGAUCGCUGUGGAUCUUAUUGGACCACUGGAACCGGCUACAGACCGAGGGAACCGAUUUAUUUUGACGGUCGUGGAUUAUGCCACUCGAUACCCCGAAGCAGUCGCACUGAAGAGCAUUGAGACGGAGAGAGUAGCUGAGGCGCUCAUCGAUAUUUUCAGCCGAGUAGGGAUUCCUUCAGAGAUGCUCAGUGACCAGGGGGCGCAGUUUACAUCGGAGAUGAUGAGAGAGGUAAGCCGGCUGUUGUCUAUCAGACAACUGACUACUACGCCGUAUCAUCCCAUGUGCAACGGCUUGGUGGAGAGGUUUAAUGGUACCCUGAAGCAAAUGUUGCGCAAGAUCACUGCUGAACGGCCGAAGGAUUGGGAUCGGUUUAUCAACCCUCUGCUAUUCGCCUAUCGAGAGGUUCCUCAAGAAUCACUUGGAUUUUCACCCUUUGAGUUGCUGUACGGGAGAGCAGUAAGAGGGCCUAUGAUGAUUCUGAGAGAACUGAUGACCAAGGAUAUUCCAGAUGAGGAAGUGAAAACUACCUAUCAGUACGUGAUGGAUUUACGAGAGAGAGUGGAGGAAACUUGUCGACUGGCAUCGGAGCAACUUAAAGAUGCAAAAGUCAAACAGAAGAGGCACUUCAACCGAAGAGCGAGACAAAGAAACCUGAAAGCGGGUGACAAGGUUUUGGUACUCUUACCGACAAAGGCCAACAAGCUUCUAUUGCAGUGGAGAGGACCUUAUGACGUGAUUGAGAAGGUGGGUCCGUCAGACUAUCGUGUUGACCGUGAUGGAAAGAUCAAGGUACUCCACAUCAACCUUCUGAAGAAGUAUGAAGAACAAAAGAGCCGGGAAGACUCAAACGCAGUGACGUCCGAAGGAGUUCUGGCUUGUGUCCUGUCCAUGGUCAUUGAGGAAGAAGAAUGUAAAGAAGAAGGUCUUAGCCACGUGUUAGAGACUCUUCCGUGUGACAGAGGAAAAGGGGGAAUACAGGAUGUAGGCAUAUCUCAGGAAUUACCUGAAGAACAGAAAAGGGAGGUGAAAGAUUUACUGGAGGGAUAUAAGGAUGUGCUUACAGAUCAACCGGGAAGGACAGUCCUUAUCGAACAUGACAUCACGACUACAACUCCUGAGCCGGUGCGUGUUAAGCCUUAUCCAAUACCAUUCAACACCACGGAAGUCAUAACAGCAGAGGUGGACAAGAUGUUGAAAAUGGGAGUCAUCGAGCCUUCUUCAUCGCCUUAUUCAGCACCUGUUGUGAUCGUCAAAAAGAAGGACGGCACCAACCGCUUCUGCAUCGACUUCAGGAAGUUAAACAGAGUGACAGUCUUUGACGCCGAACCGAUGCCGAAUACGGAGGAGAUCUUUGCUAGACUGGCGGGUGCUCGUUACUUUUCGAAACUCGACCUAAGCAAAGGAUACUGGCAGGUGCCGUUGACGGAGAAAGCAAAGCCCAUGACAGCAUUCACAACGCCACAGGGAUUGUUUCAGUUCCGUGUCAUGCCGUUUGGACUAGUGAACGCUCCUGCGACUUUCAGUCGCAUGAUGAGGAAGUUAUUGGCAGGAAUGGCUCAUCUUGAGAAUUUCAUAGAUGAUAUUCUCAUUUACACCUCCACAUGGGAAGAACACUUAGACGUUUUGAAGGAGCUGUUUUCACGUCUGCGCGAGGCUGGGUUGACUGCUAAGCCAAACAAGUGCGCGCUAGCUUUUUCAAGCUUACCGUGUCUAGGGCAUGUGGUCGGAUUAGGACGACUAGAACUGGAGCAGGCGAAAGUGAAAGCAAUUGCGGAAGCGCCUACACCAACCAGCAAGAAGCAGGUGCGAUCGUUCUUGGGAUUGGCUGGAUUUUAUCGAAAGUUUAUUCCUAACUUCGCCGCCAUCAGCGUUCCCUUGACAGACCUGACUAAGAAGGGUAACCCCAACAAAGUCGUGUGGGAGGAAAGUCAUGACAUCGCAUUCAAUACUUUGAAGAAGUUGCUGACAGCAGGACCCGUUCUGAAGCUCGCUGAUAUGGAAGAAGACUUCAUCCUUCGAACGGAUGCUUCCGACACUGGUUUAGGUGCUGUUCUCCUGCAAGAGGACGGAGAUCAGAAGUUGCCAGUUGCCUAUGCGAGCAGGAAACUCCUACCUAGAGAACGGAAUUAUGCCAUAGUGGAAAGGGAAUGUUUGGCAAUAGUCUGGGGGAUCCAAAAAUUUGAGCCAUACUUGUAUGGAAGAGAGUUUGUACUGGAAACCGACCAUCAGCCACUCACUUAUGUCAACAGAUCCAGGACAGCAAACGCCAGAUUAAUGCGUUGGGCGCUGUUACUUCAGCCCUACAGAUUCCGUAUCCGAGCGAUAAAGGGUGUGGACAAUGUUGGUGCUGAUUACCUCAGCCGGAUUUGA
This is a messenger RNA of Ylistrum balloti, 4245 nucleotides long. RefSeq lists its product as uncharacterized. The coding region runs from base 1 to 4245 and encodes 1414 amino acids. Gene Ontology annotation, molecular function: nucleic acid binding; zinc ion binding. The record is from RefSeq and is a predicted model, not a curated record. The transcript has 2 exons. NCBI's taxonomy places the organism in Eukaryota, Metazoa, Mollusca, Bivalvia, Pectinida, Pectinidae. Gene Ontology annotation, biological process: DNA integration.